AUGCAUGAAGCUAAGUGGUGCGAGCGAUGGAAAGCAGUGCGCAGUGACGUGUGUUGCAGUGAUGAAUCAACGCAAGUCCCCGUGCAUAUGGAAGAUCAUGUUGCAGAUCACAACUUGGGAUUUCCAGUUGAGGUCGCCUGGCUGCGAGUGGACACGCAGACUAUUCUCACCAUCGCCACACACGUCAUCACCAAGAACCACCGCAUCGGCGUGUCGCACAGCGACCACCGCACGUGGUACCUGCAAAUCCGCGAAGUCAGGGAGUCGGAUCGCGGAUGGUACAUGUGCCAGAUCAACACGGACCCCAUGAAGAGCCAAGUCGGCUACCUGGAAGUUGUCGGUCACUCUCCACCUCUCUUCAUCAACAGCCUCACCCCGUGGCCACCACCGUCACCUCACCCUGCUGCUCCCCGCCAGUUCCACUCUACUUUUCCCCUCCGGCAACCUGCGCGCCGGCCCACCCCAUCCAGCUCCGCCCCCUCUGCCCAGCCCCGCUCUAUCCUGCCCGCCCACACGUGUCCCCAACCCGCUCUGCCCCGACCCAAACUGCCCCCUCCUCUCGCUCCCCGCCCCUCUCUGCCCCCACUACAACGCCCUGCCCGCCUGCCCCGCCCUGACCCGCUCUGCUUGCCCUGCCCCGCCCCGCCGCCCGCCCACGAGGCUUCCGCGAGCCGCCACCAGCGCGAGGGCCGUCUGCGCGCCGGCAGAAUUCAAAACGCUAAAUCACCGCGGCGAGCGCGCGGAGCCGGCCGCGAGAGCCCAGGCCAGCCCAGCCCAGCCCAGCCCAGCCCACCGCCCGCCACCCCGCCAGCGCCGCCCAGCCGCAGCCGCCCGCGCCCACCCGCCCAGCCCAGCCCAGCCCCGCCGCCGCCCCGCCCCGCCCCCCUGCCCGCCCCGCCUCGCCCCCCUGCCCCGCCCUGCCCCGGCCCUGCCCCGCCGCCCCCGCCCCGCCCCGCGCCCCCUCCGCCCCACUCGGCGCCCGUCCCGCACCAAAGUGGGCUUACGGCCGGCCCAGGCGCAGCGGCGGCGGCGGCGGCGCGGGCACAAAGCCAGAUUAGCGAGCGCGCGGCUUUAUUUUAA
Messenger RNA from Gryllus bimaculatus (two-spotted cricket), 1080 nucleotides. NCBI's taxonomy places the organism in Eukaryota, Metazoa, Arthropoda, Insecta, Orthoptera, Gryllidae. The record is from the annotation of a GenBank genome assembly.